Molecule: messenger RNA, 1773 nt
Organism: Brugia malayi
Lineage: Eukaryota; Metazoa; Nematoda; Chromadorea; Rhabditida; Onchocercidae
Gene: Bma-ift-74
Exons: 14
Coding region: 1-1773 (590 amino acids)
Biological process (GO): intraciliary transport involved in cilium assembly; cilium assembly
Cellular component (GO): intraciliary transport particle B; centrosome; cilium
Molecular function (GO): beta-tubulin binding
Source: RefSeq, a predicted model, not a curated record
AUGGAACGACCAGUUAGCCGUGCUGCAAUGGUACCGGAAUCAACCGGAUCAGUUACUCCAUUACGGUCAGUGAGUCAAAUUAGUUCUAUUCCAACAACACGAUUGAAUACUGCUAUGCGUAACGAAAAUGUUCGAAAUCGUUUGGGUACAGGUCAAAAUGGUAGAUUACCGACAGGUACAAUUCAAGCAGCACCACGUGGUACCACAAUGCGACCUGUAACACAGCAAGGAUUAACUGGUGUUAAAACAGCAACCAGAAUUGGAAGUGGACGUUUUGUGAUCGAUAAAAGUUACUAUAUGUCAUUAUUUCGAGCACAAAUGAAUAAUUUAAUGAAUGAAAUUGAUAAAUUACGUGAUGAUUUAAACAGAGGUGAACGUGAUCGACAAAAUUUAUUGAUUUAUGAAAAGAAAGCAGAAGAAGAAGCAAAUAUAAUUCGAACAUUGCAGGGACGUUUACUAGAUUGUAAUAAAAUAAUGGAUUUGACUAAUACAAAUUCGGAAUUGCAUGAAAUUGAAAAUGAAUUAUCGAAAUUACAUAAACAACGUAAUGAUGCCGAAAAGAAUUUAGCUGAUUUAGUUGAAAAUCGACGUAUGAAAGAAGAUGAAAUACGUUUAAUUGAAAAUAAAAUUGAGGAACAGAAAGCACAAAAUAAUGCUAAAUUUCAUUCAAUGAAUCCAACAAUUUAUGAUGCAUAUGAAGAACUGAAGAAAGAAAAUGAGAAAUUAUUGGAAGAAUAUGGGAUGAAACAGAAAGAAUUAAAUGAAUUAAAUGAAAAGAAGGAACAAUUUGAUGAACAUUUGGCAAAAUUUACACUCAAACAACAAGCUGCUGCACUUUACGAACGUUUGGCAGAAUUAGAAGAGAAAAAGAUGACAAUUGUUGAUGAAAUUAACGCCGAAGGUACGCCAGAUGAGCAACGUGAACGUUUACUGCAAACAGUCAUACGUACAACUAAUGAAAUUGAUAUUAUACAAAAACAAUUAGAUGAUGUUAAUGAACAAACUGAACAAUUAAGAGAGGAAUUACGAGAAUUUGAUAUUGAAAUGGAAAAUGUUGCUGGUGAAAGAAACGAGAAAUAUCGAGAAGUUAAAUUAAAAGAAAUGCAAAUAGAUGAAUUUUUAAAUUCAUACGACAAUUUGAAAGCAGAAGAAGAGUCACAAAUUGAUGUAAUAUCCACUGAAGUAGUUCGCAAAUUAGAAUUAAUUUCAACAAACAUUACGAAUUUAAGUUUAACUUCUGGGACCACCAAUCUCGAUCUCACCGAAUUAGCCGAAUUCAAUGAAAAUGUUACAGUAUCAGCGUUACAGGAAUUGUAUGUUUGUUUACAACAAGAAUUAAAUGAAAUGAAUAAGCUGGAAGAGAAGCUUCAAAUGGCUAAUAAACAGAUUAGUGAAGAAAUAAAAGAAAUGAAUGAGAAAAUGGAUGAAUUUGAAAAUAUUAACGAUUUCAAAGUUCAUAAAGAACAAAAACGUCAGGAAUUAGAAAAUUGUCAUGAAAUGUUGAUGGUAGAAUUACCAAAAAUUAACAAUUCAUAUGAGAAAUUGAUGGAUGAAUUAGAGCAAACAAAAUUUAAACUCGAAAAAAAUGAUGAUUAUAUCAAAUUUAAAAAUGUUGAAAAGAAAUGGCAAUGUGCAGAAAAAAAUUUGAAUGUGUUACGUGAAGAAGCUGCACAACGAGAAUUGGAAACAAAUUAUCAAGUUUUCAAGGAAGAGGCGUUACGAUUAAAAGCAGAAUAUAAUGCAGUGUUGAUCGCAUCUAUGAAAAUUUGUUGA